GUUGGGUCAGACCGUGGCGACGCGGGAAGUCCGGACGCCGUAGCGGCCUGAAGAGGAGGUCCGAGGCCCGGGCCCCGGCCGCGGCAAUGGCGGAGAGGCCCGAGGACCUAAACCUGCCCAAUGCCGUCAUCACCAGGAUCAUCAAGGAGGCACUCCCGGACGGUGUCAGCAUCUCCAAGGAGGCCCGGAGCGCCAUCUCCCGCGCCGCCAGCGUCUUCGUGCUGUACGCCACAUCCUGUGCCAACAACUUCGCGAUGAAAGGGAAACGCAAGACACUGAAUGCCAGCGAUGUGCUCUCCGCCCUGGAGGAGAUGGAGUUUCAGCGGUUCGUGACCCCGUUAAAAGAAGCUCCGGAAGCUUAUAGGAGGAAGCAAAAAGGCAAGGAAGCUUCAGAGCAAAAGAAGAAGGACAAAGACAAAAAAACGGAUUCGGAAGAGCAAGACAAGGGCAGGGAUGAGGACAACGAUGAAGAUGAGGAAAGGCUGGAGGAAGAAGAACAGAAUGAAGAGGAGGAAGUGGACAACUGAAGAGGAUGGGGAGACGCAGCUCGGAAGGUACCACUCUGAAACGC
This is a messenger RNA of Balaenoptera ricei (Rice's whale), 571 nucleotides long. RefSeq names its product DNA polymerase epsilon subunit 3-like. Gene Ontology annotation, biological process: heterochromatin formation; DNA damage response; leading strand elongation. The transcript has a single exon. Gene Ontology annotation, molecular function: protein heterodimerization activity; chromatin DNA binding. The coding region runs from base 87 to 527 and encodes 146 amino acids. NCBI's taxonomy places the organism in Eukaryota, Metazoa, Chordata, Mammalia, Artiodactyla, Balaenopteridae. Gene Ontology annotation, cellular component: CHRAC; epsilon DNA polymerase complex. The record is from RefSeq and is a predicted model, not a curated record.